CCUACGAACCAUGCAGCUCCUAAAUUGCAUUGAUAUUUCGGAUAAAGGGUUUAGUGAAGGUGUGAGGAAAUUUUCACAGUUAGAGAAGUUGGACAUCUCAUAUUGUAACCUAUCUAAGGAUUCUCUUGAAGUCGUUGGCCGAUCUUGUCCUCUUCUAAAAUCUCUAAUAUUUAAGAGAUUUGGGCCUCUAUGUCCGCCUGCUGAUGAUAAUGAGGCUCUUGUUAUUUCUGAAACAAUGACUGCAUUAUGUCAUCUUAAUAUUAAAGGAAACAAGCUCACUACUAUUGGGCUUUUUUCCAUUCUUGACAAGUGUCCUCUUCUUGAGUAUCUUGACGUUCAAGAUUGUUACAAUCUGAAUUUGACUCAGGAUUUGAAGAAAAGAUGCCUUGAGCAGAUUAAGGUUAUACUAUUGCCAUUUCCGAUUAACCAUCAAGAAUUGGAUGAAUAUUAUGAUGAUUUUUUUUAUUAUUAUUCUGACGAGUUUGAUAAUGGUUAUUAUGAUGAUAUAGUUGAAGGUUAUUAGAUUGAGUCUAUUAUCAUAGAAUUGUUGCACCCUUCAUCAUCC
Lathyrus oleraceus (garden pea) is the source of this 565-nucleotide messenger RNA. RefSeq names its product putative F-box/LRR-repeat protein 23. The record is from RefSeq and is a predicted model, not a curated record. The transcript has a single exon. NCBI's taxonomy places the organism in Eukaryota, Viridiplantae, Streptophyta, Magnoliopsida, Fabales, Fabaceae. The coding region runs from base 11 to 523 and encodes 170 amino acids.